UGGAUAUUGCAGAGACUGAUAGAUAGCUGUUUUACAAGCACAUGGGCCACUCCGCCCAGAUGAACAAUGAAGUGUACCAAUCACCAUUGGCAUUGCUUAGUGUUACAAAUGUUGGAAAAAACUUAAUAGAUAUUGAGACAGGAGACCAUAGAAAACGUGACAGAACAAAAAGAGAAUCCAAAAUUUCUCCAUUUCCAACAAGAGCUUUAAAGCGUUUGAAACGGAUUGUGGAUUCGAGUUCUGAUGAGUACGAGUAUGAUGAUGAACAUAUUGAUGAUACCAAUAGUGAAGACGAUGACACAUUGAAGACGACUGUAAAUAAAAAAGGAAGUAUGAAAAUAAAGUAUAAUUUGCGAGCAAGCGUUACCGGGGAUAAUACCAGCAUUGACGACAAAGACAGAGCUGAGGAAUAUAGAAGUGACGAUUGUGGCUCCUCUAGUGCAACAAAAAGGAAAGAAACAAAAAGUGCCAAAUGGGACCAGUUCAACGAGACUUUUAUGAAGACUUUUGGUGGGUUUAUAAAAAGAACUGAGAGAAAAGCUAUGCCUAGUAGAGAAGACAUGGAACGUUUCAACUUGAAAUACAAAACAGGUUUUCAUUGGACCGCAGUUCGGACGAAAAUUAAUAAUGAGCGCAAAAUGUUCGAUCUGACCAAGAAAAGACGGCUGUGUGAUUUAGGAAUACCCUUAUGUACAAAAUAAAAACAUUUCUGGAAACUAGGCGACAGAAAGUAUUGCAAGAGCGCUUAAACGAUUUAUGUAAUAUUUAAUCUUUAUGUUGUUCACAUUUUUACUUAUUUUGCACUGCAGAGAUAAUCCACACCGAGGGUUGAACAAUAAAUUCGAUUUAAGAGUGGUUGCGUUAAUAUGUACCUCUAAAUUUCUAUCUCGAUUUUAAACAGAGGUGAUAUUGAAGUCCAGAUUUGUUUAUUAGUUUUGUUAACUAGUUAGUUUUGUUAAUUUUUUCAUUUGUUAUAUUUUCUCACAUUACCAUGAUUUUAUGUAACGCUUUUAACCUGUAUCUAGCCUGUAUAUAUCAGGAAAAAAAAUAUAAAACUUUAAGAAUUGUUUCCACCGUUUUCUUUUGAAAUCUUUAUACAGAUUUCAACUUUAAGGCAGUACAAGAGGUUUAUUGUUAAGCAACUUUUCUUCUUUAGACUCGUUAUGUUAGUUCGAAAGAAUAUACGAUGUAAUAAAAGUAUGACCUCGGUAAAAAGUGUUCUUUACCAAGCUCCAAGGUUCGGACAUCGUCAUUUACUACUUCCGUUGCACAAAGCAGCCAUUUUGAAUAUCCAAACGACGACUAUUACUUUACAGACUAGUCCUUAGCGACUGCGGAAAACCAACGAAAACUUAACCCUUAUUAUACUUGCUUACAUAUAUAUUUCAUGCGUGGUUUUGCAUCACCAAAUUUUGGCAAACAAACGCAGCGCUUAUCACUAUAAAGAUCUGUCGUUAGUCCGUUGAAGUUCACGGGAAAAAAAAUUAUUAGAUCGAUAAAAUUAUAUCUCAUUUCUUUUUCGUAGCUUGAACAUUUCGUGCGUGUUUAACUCAACAGGGGUUUGAUAUACAGAAAGAACGGUUAUUAUUAUAAAGAUUAGAAGUAGCCCACGGAAAGUUCUUAUGUCCGUACCAUAAAGAAAGAAAUUAUUUAC
Hydractinia symbiolongicarpus is the source of this 1654-nucleotide messenger RNA. RefSeq lists its product as uncharacterized. The transcript is spliced from 7 exons. Bases 42 to 701 code for a protein of 219 amino acids. The record is from RefSeq and is a predicted model, not a curated record. NCBI's taxonomy places the organism in Eukaryota, Metazoa, Cnidaria, Hydrozoa, Anthoathecata, Hydractiniidae.